This is a messenger RNA of Bombus huntii, 12194 nucleotides long. RefSeq lists its product as uncharacterized. Lineage: Eukaryota; Metazoa; Arthropoda; Insecta; Hymenoptera; Apidae. The transcript has 4 exons. The record is from RefSeq and is a predicted model, not a curated record. The coding region runs from base 11044 to 11658 and encodes 204 amino acids.
GAAAACAAUUUCAUUAGAUUGAAGUUAUUCUUACAGGAGAGAGUGAUCUCUUUCUUUUCUUUUUCCUUCCUUUCUAUUUUUUUCUAGUUGAAUGAAUAUGUCUAGACGCUUGCCAUAUCCUAUCAUCUGAUAAUACUUAGUUGCUAUUAUUACUUUUGUUUUGGUUAUUAAUGUUUCGCAUAUAUUAUUUUUUUAAUUGCAUUUAUAUUAUCUUUAUUUUUAUUUAUAAUCCUGCCUUCGAACAUUUAUAGAGUAGAGGUGUGUGAGAACCCGAAAAUGCUAGGUCGGUACGACGAGAAUCUUUUAGGAGCCAGAACGGGUUCCCGAAAGUUUCGGGAUUCUCGUGAACGUUCGUUCGGACUUCCCUAAAAUUUCCGAGAAACUCAGAUACUGUCGGAAAACCCAGACAUUCUUGAGACACUUGGAAAUUCGCGGGAAACCCGGAAAUUCUCAGGAACGCGACCCGACCUGGCCCGACUCGAUCCGAUCCGAUCCGAUCCGAUCCGACCCGACCCGACCCGACCUGACCCGAUGUCUUUCCGUCUCGACUAUCGGGUUCUUGCAAAACUCUGUACAUAUUAAUUGGAAGAGUACAAAAUCAAUUAAUUCAUUAAAGCUAAACGUUGGAUUAAUGCGACUGUCUUGCGAUGCUUCUAUAAUCAGUUUGCUUUAAUAAAUCUCAAAGACUCAAAUACUUAAAAUAUUUAUAUGACAUAUUUGAAAAUGUGAUUCUAGCUUUUUCUAACGAACGUUUGGUAAGUCUUGUACUAUUUUAAAAUUACGGUUUGUUACUCAACUGCAAAAGAACCCCGUAUAAAAGGAAGUCAAUAUCUGAGAUACGGAUAAAGCACAAAUAAACCGUAGGCUUAAGUGGUUUACACGAAAAACAUGAUACGACUGAAUUAGAGACCCUCUACUAUCUGUGAAAAUCAUGACAAAAGAUGGCGAUAUUACCCACAGUGUCAACGAUAUUCAAAGUAAAUUCAUUUAGAGUUCGCGUUUCAUUGUUUUGUCAACGAACCAAGCACGCCCACGAGUGUACGUAAUUCUGAACAAUUUUUGUCUUUUCGAAUAUUUUUAUUCGCAGCAUCUCUUUAUAUCGAAGUAUUUAAUUCUUAGUCCCGAUCUUUUAGUGAUCUAAACUUAUAUACAUCCAUCCUUGUUUUCUCAAAAACAAGAUCUCAAGCGAAAAAAUGUUAUACUUUCUUUCCAAUUUAUUUUUACAUAUAAAAGAAGCUCCUGAUUGAGUGUACCAAUUACAUUUGUUGAAAUGUCGAAGAAAUUACUGGAAACGUAAACAUGAUUCCUCCAGUAGCAUUUUGAAGAAAGUUUUCCAAAUACCAAGAAAAUUAAACAUUGGUUGCAAAAAUUCAUAGUUUGACGAUUUCUCAAUAGAGUAUGAAUCAUGAGAAAGAGCAAGAAGUAACAACGUUUUAACAGAUAUUAAUGGAAACAAUCUAGGGCAGAUAACAAGUAAAUUACUUCCGCGUUAUAUGUAGUUAUUACUUAAAUUAAAUAGAAAGAUUUUCUUUCGAGAAAAUUAACAAAUGGAUUUCACUCAAGUGAAACGAUAUCAUAGAAGUCCGCACUAAAUAGGAUAUAGAUUUGGAUAGUAUAAAAUAUGGAUGGAAUUACUUGGAACAAAUAAGGAAAGGGAAGGAAACCGGAAACGGAAAUCAGCUUUCAAAAUAGCGGAAACAGGAUGGCAGAAGAUAUCAAUCGAAUUUAUCGAAAAAUUAUAAUCGCCAUCGAGACAGUGAAGUAUUGAUUAUUUCAAAAUUAAAUUACUUUACCAUUACUUCCUGAAAAGUUGUAACAACCGAAAUCAGUAUUCUGUAAGAUGAAAUUAUUGUAAUAAACAAAUCAUUCUAAAUUUAUAUUCUAAUAUUAAACUAUGAUAGUAGUGCAGAAAUUCUAUGAAAUCUUGUUAUCAAAUUCGUAGAAUGGCAUAGGAAUAUAGUAUGAUAUAUUUCGAGGAAUAAACUGGGAGCAUAAAUUCAUUAAUCUGAAAUGGGAGUAAUAUAUGGUAUCUGGAAACAAAUGUAUGGAACAAAGUAAAAACGCAUGUCAACACGUUUUUGAACAUUUAUUUAAAAUAAGGAACAUAGGAAAGAAUGUUAUAUGUUGUAUGUAUAGUAGGUAUGAAAUAUCUUACCUUCGAUCGAUCAAGUGAUAACAAAUUUAAAAUCAAAACGUGCAAAAUGUACCUUAUUGUUGUUGGAAAUAUGAUAUUUAUAUUUUAAGGUUUCAGUUAACAAUGACGGUUGAAAGAGCGUAAAGUAAAUAUAGAAUGUUCUCUCACUAGCAACGUAAUAUCUAAAUUGUAUAUGGUAUAGUUUUCUGUAGAACUUCAAGUAGUGCAUUUGAAAGGAUGUUUUCGCGUUUGAUUUGUAAAAGCAAUAUACAUUUUCUAUCGUUAGUCUGUAUGCGAGAAGUAAUGAAAAAUCUUUAUGCAAAAUUUUCUUUCAGUGGGUUUUAUAAUCUAUUAUAAUAUAGUAUUGUAAUGUCAUAAUUUUAUUUAUAAUUUCAUAGUUGAUUUAACCAUUUUUAUAUAUUUAUGUUAUGUUUAAUUUUUCCAAUCUAACAUUUCCGAUAUAACAUUUCUAAAAGAGUAUUUUAACACAAAAUCUUGGAUGCAAAAAUGAAUUGACUUUGUUCCUCCGGAGCUUCGUGCAAUUUACUUUCGCAAAAUAUCUAAUUUUGCUAAGUUAAAAAUCACUUUGUAAGCCUUUGCUUUUAAUAAAUAAUGAAAUAUAAAGCUCUAAAUUCAUUUUUCUAAUAGAAUUUUGUUAGUACGACAAAAGUGGAAUUAUCGAAGCAAAAACUUGUGGAAUCGUUUUUAAAAUUUCGAUGGCUCGUUUUCAUUCAUGAAAAGGGAAACCGAUGAUUGAUGUUUCGUGGGUACUAUUACGAAAUUUUGCUAUGUAUUGGACAUUUUUCGUGGAGCAAGAGGUUACUAAUAUAUAAUAUAAAUUAAUUAAAACCAUCUUUUUUAAUUGACGAAAACGUCAAUUAUAGAUUGAAACUUCUUUAAGAUUCGCUUAAAAAUAAUGUACUCUUAUUAACAGAUACUGCUAUUUUAGCUUCAAUUUAGAUAUAAAAAUGUAACCAGAAAUAUUUAGAAAAUAAUUUUUCUGAAUCUCAAACUCCUAUGUAAACAUAACAAUGCGAUUAUUUUGGAAAUAAAACUUUACAGAAGAUUCUAUUUUACAUUUUUAUAAAAUAGAUUGACAAAUAUUUUAUACUAUAUACGAAUAAAAAAAAACGAAUAGAAAAUAAUAAAAAAUCUUUAAACUACGAGCUAAUUGUAUAUCCAUAAUAAAAUACAAUAAAAAGCAAUUAUAUAUCCCCUUGGGCUUUUCCAGCAAAUUUUUCUUCACGACUAUUUCGAGUCUUACUUCUAUUUCUGAUCCUUUAUUCUGCACUCGAAUAACAGCAAUUUUCUCUUUUCAUGGAAAUGAAUCGGAAUGAAAUUCUUAAGAAGCUAAAAUUCCUUUAAUUCUUAAUUUUUUUUCUUAAAAAAAAAAAAAAAAAAUAUGUAACAUACAAUUUUUUCGUUUGAAAUAUCUGAGGCUUGGAAUGAAAUAUUUAAUGAUCAAAUAAAACUCUCCUCGUUACGAGGAAACAAAAUGAUAUCGUAAAAGGGUAGCGGAAUCCUAUAUUCCCAACGCCAUAUAAUUAUUAAUUACAGAGAAUAAACACUCAGCGUCGUUUACAAUUUUACAAUUCCAAGAAAGUAAUUUAAGAAAUUAGCAUAAGGAAAUUAGUAAAAUCGUAUUACUGCUAUAAACGAAGAGAAUAUAAGGCAAGUUGCUUGCUCGAUAAGGACAAUAUAAUAUAUUGAAGCUUUUCACAUUUAUUCCUCCAAACAAAAGUACCAAGGGUCUUUUCGCGACACAUAUUGAAAUAUGGUAGCACGAUACAGAGUACGUAAUUAAUUGCAACCAAAACUCUUUGAAUCCUAAAUUCCAUUGUAAGAUGAAUUUUCUAAACUCUUUCUGAAAUUUCUUUUUAACCAACCUGCACAACUCUUUCCGCUAACAGUCUACAAAUGUGUUUAACUAUGUUUUAAUAAUACUCGCAAAUUUUUUUUAAAAAGAAAUUGUUCGGAAUUUUAGUUGGACGUCCGUUUAUGGCACAGACAGGCCCAUUUCCCUCAUUAGAAAAUUCCGAAUUACCGGUCCUCCCAGGGCAGUAAACGUAAUCACUCGAGACCAGGAAGAACCCAGGCGAGGACCAGCCGGAAGGGCACGCGGUAGUUCAACUAUAAGCAACGAAGAAUACACACAGGACGACAAGGUCCCAACUUCGUUCAACUACAAGCAACGAAGACUAAGGUUAAGUGCUACAACUAAUAUAAAUAAAGUGCCUUCUAAAUCUAACACUCGAGUUAUUUCAUCUCCUCCACCUUGAACGUUAAGUCAUUCGAGGUACGCGUUAUCGACCGAUCGGUUUGACCUGACCGGUUUCUCUUUAGUCGAUAAUACGCAACAGAAAUAAUGAAAAUUUAUUAUGAUGUUCCAAAUUUUUAAAAACGUUUACUUAAAAAUGGAAACUAUAUUUUAAGAGCAAAGAUUAUAAUUAAACAUUCAGAAAAACGAUGGUAAUCAUGACAAAGUCAUUGAUCAGCUGUUUAAUCUUAUUCAAAGUGAUCGCAAGGUUACACCCAGGACAACGACAGAAAUCGAGUCAAACCAGGUACCUCAAACAUUCACUCAUAUAUCCGUUCAAACAGUCAUCAUUUCUAUGACUUAGCCUUUUAUAUUCAAUAAAAUGUUGAAAAACUUAAUAAUUCAUAAAAGAACGAUUAUCAAAAUCUUUCGUAUAAUGUUGAAAAAGAAUAAAUAUUUUAUUUCUUUUUAUUUUCUAAGUUAAAAAUUAUUCAAAUGUUUUUUUCAUCAUUUUGUUAGUUUAGAUUCUUUUUAACGGUUGUAGAAGGCUUCUUUCAAAGAAAUUAUAUGAAAGAUCCAUCGCUUUUGUAUUAGCUUAAUAUGCUAAACAUACCGAUUCUUGCAGACAGUCUCUAUCGUAUUCAUUGAUUCGCUCGUACGUGUGUUUAAACUACUUGUUGCGUCUGAUCAAAUUCUGGACCUACCACUUAUCGCUGCCGUUACAUACACGGUGUCUCAUUUUAGUACGGAAUAAUGUGUUACGUCCGGCGGUUCUCUACACAAACCGGACACCAUACCUCGGGCAAGAUGACUGCCGGAUAUCUACAUACCCUUAUUGCGGGCCGUCGAUAAUCUUAAGGAUUCACCAUAAAUCUUAGCAUUUUCAUAGUUAACACUUAGCCAACAGCGCGCGCCACUGCGAGCUAUACGUUUCCACCGCGCUCGAAUAAGCCAACCUAUACGCGCUGUCCACCGCGCAUUUUUCCAAGUAUCGAGGACUAAUAUUCACUACUUAAAAAACAAAGAAGUAUAAAAAUUAUUUAAGUGGUCAAUUAUAUUUUGCGGUCAAUGAUUUUAUUUUACAAUUUCACAUAUUGUUUAUACAAAACAUCAAACUAAAAUUAUAUGUUAAAAGUAUAAAAAAUAUAGGUAAAAUUAAAAACAUUAAAGAUCAUUAAAGAUAAAUAACACGACUUGAACGUGAAAUUAAAAAUUCAUAAUGCAUUCUGCAAUAUCUCUUUGCAGUGUGGUACCGUUCGAUUAUAUAAUAACUUUAUUUAGUCAUAAAUGAUAGUAUAACUUUUGAAUUAGUUUUAACACCACUAAAUUGAUGUAUUUUAUUAUAUACUAUACUUUAUAAAAGCAAAAAAAGUGGCGCAGUUAAUUGGGAACAGUUCCAGGUAAACAAUAACUAAUAAUAACAACAACAAAAAAAAAAAAAAGAAAACGCGUUGCUAAAGUCUAAAAGGGAGAUUUUCUCGUUCGGUCACGCAACGAUGUUUUUCACAGAGGGGAGAUAUCUCCCUAUUCGGUUGGCUAAGUGUUAAGGUCCUUCAGACCAAACAAGUAUUUUUUUGGUUGAAGUAUUCUUUAGAUCUAUUGUCCAUUCCGAGAAAACACGGGAAAGUGGUUUUCCUAUGUACAAUGCCACCCACGGGCGACCUCUGAUUAGGGGCGACCAGCACCCAUCCUUACCUACCAGCCUUUUUCUUAUCCAUUUAGAAACAAUGACCGUUGUCCUCACUUUCCUAGCCAAAAUUGUCAUCAACGAAUUCGAUGACAUACCCAUCAAUAGUUUUCCUCUGCGACAGCAUUGUCAGCAAACUUUACUGGUUUCAUCCUUAAAUCAGUCACCAUCUCUUGACUGGUUUUCCGUUCAUUGACCAGUCAUCAGUUUAACUUGUUACUUACACUUCGCUGAGAAUACGUCUACACGUACCACGCGUAACUACUUAUAUCUACAAAGUUGUUAGAAUAAAGUGUAUAUUGUAACCUGUUAAUUCAAUGCUAUAAUCAGUUCAACCACCUCUAUUAUCCUAACCGAAAUAGGAGAUCGACCGACUCGUGACGUCGAUAAUCAAAUCGGAAUUUACGACUGUCGUUGGCGCACUUCUUCGCGAUCAGGUCUCUCCGCGAAACGGUCGAACAAAUGUCAUCAAUAAAUAAAUUAUUUUUAUAUAUUUUAUCUAUAAAAUUAUUUUUUACAUAUUCGUAUUACAUUUAUAAAAGAAAUUUGCCUUUUAUACUCCAAUGAACAAUCAUUUGGGAAAUCAUUCGGAAUGUUAUAUAGAUAUACUAUAUAUUAACUUACAAUGCACUUUUCCCGUACUCUAUGUGUAUUGUGUAUAGAUGGUGCUUAAAAACUUUUUACGCUAAUUGCUCCGACCACAAUGAUCGAUUUCUCGAUCAACAAACGGGAAUGCAAACAAUUUCCAACUUAUUAUUCACCAUGGUCGUGCAAAUAUUGCAGUUGUGCAUCAAAAUGUACACUGCUGAAAAUAAUUGCAGGGACAUUCGAUUACACAAGAACAAAAAUAUUUGAAAAGUAUUCGUAUCUUCAGAUUAAAAUCUAAGGAAUUAUAGAAAUUAUAGGAUAUUUUCAUAAUUAUUACUAACCGGAAAUAGAUUUCGACCGCCUAUUGACAAGGAAUAUUUUUAUUAAAAAAUCUUUCGUUGUUGAUCUUAACGAAGGGACAGAUUUAACAAUAUAAUUCAUAAAUUUAACAUAUUUCCGAAUACUAAUAAAACUAUCUAUAACUUCGAAUAGUAUAUUUUUAUCCGCUUCCUUAGACAGUUGUUGAACCUUCCGAUUUCUAUUGUCAUGAUACGCUUUAGAGAAACUGUCACGAAAUAUCUUUCCGCUUGGAAACAUUUAAAGAACGCCUCGGUUUUUUAACAAAAAAUACGUAUUUGUAGAAAACUCUUAGAGAUUCGAAAUAAUGGAAGGAAAAGUUUUCACGAUAAAGAACAAGAUUUAUAAAACGUGAGAGAAUACAUAAAAAAUAUAAUGGUUCUGAAUAAGUUCUUAAAUUUAAAUGUGCACCUUGUAAAUAUCACUUGGCAAGGCAAUUUUUCAAAAACGUGCUCAUAACAGUGCUUACAAGAAAUUAUGCUACCUAUCUUAAUAAUAAUUUCAUGAAUAAAUAACACUUAUUCUGGAAACUAGACUAUUUAUAUUGUACUAAACUCUGGAAACAUUAACGUAAAAGCGAUACGUAUAAGGUUCAGUUACGGAGAUCAAACACAGACUUUGCAUGUGGUAUCACUCAAUUCUAAUUUAAGUCUCAACCAGUCAAGUUCGUCUGGAUAUAAGUGAGCGUAAUAUUCGUAUUUCGUCACUUAACGAUAUUUCAUUCUCGCGAGUAGGAAGAACGAGGUGUGGACAACAAAUGAUGUGUACUGUGGCAACGUGACUAAAAAAUUUAGUGUACCAGAAUGCUUUAAGGAAUUUAGGAACGAGUUUAGCGUAAUGAACAGCCAGAGAAGAUAUAUCAUAGCUUGUGGUAAUAGUACGCUGAAAGAAUUCAGUAGAAAAUUGAAUGUUUCGUGGGAAUAAAUUUUCUUAAAUAUUCAGAAAUUGAUGAAUAAAAUAAUUUGCGGAGAAUAGAACGUUUAUUUGCAAUAAAAGGGAGCAAUAAAAAUCCAUUUAUCUGGGCAUAGGGGCAAAAUAAUUGGGACAAGCAUCAAGAAGAGUUCGCUAAUUUCUCCCAUCAUGUAUCUAUAAUCUUUGCUCGAAUAACUCGUUCACGUCCGAGCAACUAAAUUCGAAUAAUUAGUAAUGUUUCAAGAGAUGCAAAUUUUUCUCUAAAUAAAUCGUUCAUUCGUUACAGUAAUGAUUGAAAGUCGUUCUGACAAUAAAAAAUCCGUAAGAAAUCAGUAAAUCGUACAUCAAGUAAAAUUUCAUUCUAAUUAACGAAAGACCAAGUCCUACUGAAUCCUAAUGAAUGAAUCUUAUAUAAUAUAUAACAAUACUGUUUGUUCUUCUAAAGCGUAAAACAUCGCGCUACUAAACUUCGAAUAAAGAAAUUUUUAUCUCUAGAACUCACGAACAGAUUUAUCUAUUAAUAUUUCUAUAAAGACCACAAAAGAAGAUUUGUCUUUUUCAAGAUAUUCAACAAUCACGCUUUGUGCAUCUAUCCUUCUGCAUUAUUCGCGCAGGAAUCCAUUUCAAUGGCGAAGAAAAAGAAAAGAGGAAUGCAAAGGACACAAGAUUACGCAUAUACGCUGAUUCCUGGAAAGUUACAUCGGGUAAAGUACAUCGGGUUCCGUCAAAAAAAUCUCAAAGACCUCGUUAUUCAGACCAAUAAAAUAGUCUAGCCUGCUCAAGCUUUGGCCGCCUACUUCGACGAGCCACCCCGUUUAAUAUACGAUCGCCUUCGCAGAGACAAUAUGUUUAUUUUGUAAUCGAGUCGUGUCCCUCGUCGUGAAAUAAAUAUAUCGACAGAAAUAUUCGUGCUAUUUCUCACCCACUGUGUGGUGAACGGAGUCGAACACAGCAACAUGUGUAGGACUCUGAUUCAUCCUGCGAAACGCAAGAUGAAGAGGAAGAGGAAUCUCGUCGAUGGAAUGCGACUACCGCCAAGACCGAUCGUUCCCAAACCAGUGAGAAACGGAAAUUUUGCGGGUAAAACGCGAAAUUUAAACAAACGACAAGUUUCUGACCAACCGAUCGGACGAUAUCUGUAUCAUAUCGAUAUACUUUAGAUUUUAGAUACUGUUCAGAUAAGACACGUUGUAACAGACCAAUAAUAGGUAAAAGACGUAUCUGGAAAUAAUAAAAAUAAGUAGCUAUAAUAGUUCAAUUAAUCGUUAAGUGAAGUGUUGGGCCAUCGUGGUUCUUAUAGGUCUAGUUAUUGAAAGAUUUGUGAGACGCUCUAUUGGUCUCAUUUAUGUUCGUAAUGUAGCGAAACAAAGUUGCUUUUAUUCAUCCACCGAUGUUGUAAAAAUAAAUAUUAGAUAGAACAAUUGCGUUAUUGUAGUCUCGAAGCCACCAAGCUACACAUUUUUUGGUAAUAACGAUAAUAAUAAACAAAUCCAACUCAAUCGGAACUUGAGAUAUAAAUUAGUAGAAGCAGGAUGGGAAUAUGUAAAUUAGUAUAGCGAUAGGGAAGGUCUUCGAACGACAGACUAUAAACUUUUGGAAUAUUUUUGAAACCAUCUAAAAUUCAAAGAUUCGAGAUUACGUAAUAAAACAAUGUACUACAAUGAUAUGAAUGGAAAGAAGCGACAGUAUCGUUGAUCUUCAUUGCGUAUACCCUGAAUGUGAAAUAGGAAAAAGAUCGGUCCUCUACUCAACUCAUUUCUCUGCAAAAUUUCUUCCAUCUAAUACGAAGCAAGAAAUGCAGCUUGCCCAAUUGGCUGACUUGCUUUAUACAGAAAUAAAUAUUAUACAAUAUAACAUGGUUAAUACCAUAACAAAAAAGAUAAGUGUAAUCGAAAACGAAGUAAUAGAGCAAGGAAAGUCGAGCGAACGAGAAAGAUAAUGAUUACGACAGCAGUUGAGAAAGACGCUAAGGAAGACGAAGAAGACGGGAGGAAGAUACGAAGAAAACAGAAAGAAAGGUGAAGAAACUGCGGGGGAGUUACAGAGAAGUGGUAGAAAAUUCAAGAAAAGAAACAAGCAUUCGUAAGAAAAGAAAAAAAGAAAGAAGAAACACGAAGAGGAUUUGUUAAAGAGAUGAGUAGGAGCGAAAAAACGAGAAGAAUGAAGUAAACGAGAGAGAAGAUGACGAAGAGAAAGAGAGUGACGUACUAAGGAAAGAUAAGAGGACGGUAUAAUUACGAAAUAAAUGAAACAAAUGGUGAAAGGUUGGUAGAAAAUAUAAGGAAAUAUGACGAAAAUGAGGAUGAGAAAAAACUUAUUAAACCCUUGUUAAAUCUUAAAAACUCGUUAAUACAUUCUAGCACGUGGAACAAUUCUUUACAACUUUACGCUUGCGAUUUUAUACUUUUUCAGCGGAUCUUUCAAUAUUCUCUCCCUUUUUCGAUAUUGAUCAAACAAAUCUAAAAGUAAAAAGUACCGACUGACGCCAUCGAUACUGAAAAAGGCGAACAGAGAAAGACUCGCUAAGAAACUAAACUAAGCUACCGAACUACCAAGAAAAGUGAAUGACGAAAGAAGCGAAAAGGACUCGGCAAAAAGAGCAAUGAAACGUAACGAUGACGAUAUCCACUAGGUAGAUGUAACGGGUACGAUGACGAUUAUGAUGACGAGUAAGAAGUCACGUCGCACACGAUCGGUUGUUUGUCGAACAAAACGAUUCCGAUUGGCUGUUUUAUGGUUAGGUGGAGGGGUUAAAGGGAAGAACGGUACUGGUAGGGGUUGUUGAAUGAGUACCGGGACGAGCGAGGUCGCAACGCAUUCCGUCGUAGUCACCCCGACGGGUAACGGAUGUCCAAGUGGCUCCGUAUUCGCGCGCUAAACUCACGAGGAACUCGGUGAGAUUGAUACGAAGAGGUAACAACGAAUUUCCUCUAACGAGAAACCGAACGGACGACUGAACGAACAGACGGUCGAGCCCACGAAUUCGCCAGUGGGAGCACACCAGCUGUAUCUAUAAUAACGAAUCGUUUCACGGAAGUGGAAACGUUGAACGAACACGAGAAAGAUAUCGAACGAGAAUAUACUUGAAGGAAUAAAGAUAGAAAAAUAAUGUUUACGACUACAGUCUUUGUCUUCACAUUGAACGCAUUGUGGAUGAUGUGUCAAGCAGUGCCACUGCUUGAUAUGAGGAACAGUUUGGAGCAAAAUGUAUUGGAUGCUGUGGUCUCCUCUGCAUGCUCUUCAAAUGGAGGUUGUUGGAAAUGGUUACCGAUGCAAGAAGUUCAGAAAGAUAUUCCUUUGACUCCAGAGGACCUCCCCAUAUCAAAAAUGGAUAUUCGUCGAGAAACUUCAAGUUUAGAUCCCAAUACGAUUAUAGAAACAUGGGGUGAUAGUUCCCCACCACUGAACAGAAAAGUUCACCAAUUGUCACUGGCUAACAAGCAAAUCGGAAAUAGAUUGUCGAAGAAAGAUAUGUCACGUAGUUGGGGUGCUGGCGGCAUGCCCUUUUCUAUUCUUUAUAUGAAUCCAUAUAGUCCUCGUGGAAAUUAUGCCAGUACUUCACAACAACAAGAUCUGGGAAAAACUGAAAGUACAACGCCACCUAUAAUACAUCCUAAUACUCGCAUUGCUGUGCGUAAUGGAAGUUCCACGCAACAAAGAAGACAAUACUCGAUAAUACCGCAGCUUUUUAUAUCAUAUGGCUGGGGUCCGUUUGGCAAAUGAAAAGAAUCUCCUACUUAAGUGUGUAAAUGGAAUACUGAUCUCAUAAUUUUGGAAUACGAAAUCAACUGUAUAGAUAUUUAGUUAUAUUUAAUUUUAACUAAGAGUCAUAUUUUAGAUAAAUUACAAUCUAAAUAUCCUUUUUCUAAAAAAACAUCCGCAAAUAACCAUAACUCCAAUUAUUCAUUAAUUAUUUGUACAUACUUUUUACAUAUUUAUUCAAACGUUUUAUUUUAAUCUACCAAAAAAUUUCUUAAUUUUGUUAGCUGUGAAUAAUUAUUAUAUGAGAAAUCAAGCAUUAAUAUCCCUUUAAAUUUUCAUUAAAACUUCACUAAAUAAUUCAGUAAAAUAUUAAAGAUUCUACCUCAUUAUGUAUAAAAUUAUCAUUUAUUCUUUUCUGUUAUAUGAUUCAAAACCAUAAUAAAAUGAAUUUUUAAUUUCUAAGAAAAUUAAAACUUACUUCUUAUGUAUAGCUUUGGUUAUAUUAAAAUCAGUUAUUUUUUUCAUAUUUGAGAAUAUAAUUUAUCUUAAAUUAUUAU